Molecule: messenger RNA, 9476 nt
Organism: Elgaria multicarinata webbii
Lineage: Eukaryota; Metazoa; Chordata; Lepidosauria; Squamata; Anguidae
Gene: DSP
Product: desmoplakin
Exons: 24
Coding region: 200-8806 (2868 amino acids)
Biological process (GO): intermediate filament cytoskeleton organization; cell-cell adhesion; wound healing
Cellular component (GO): intermediate filament; plasma membrane; cytoplasm
Molecular function (GO): structural molecule activity; protein binding
Source: RefSeq, a predicted model, not a curated record
GCUAUCCCGCUAGUAAUUGCGUGAGGAUUCGCGCCUUGUAAAGGCUUGAGGGUGAGGUGGAGUGAAAGAGAGGCAGAGAGAGAGAGAGAGACCCCUUUCCGUCCCAGAAGUCGCUCCCGUGAGAAUUGAUGCCUUUGUUCUGAUCUGGGUCUUCUUUUCCUAUCCGAGACUCGAAGCUUGAACCGACUCAGCCGUCGAGAUGAGCAUGAACGGCGGAUCCCACCCCAGGCUCAACACCUUGGGCGUGGGGAGGAUGAUCAGAGCCGAGUCCGGCCCGGAUAUGCGCUAUGAAAUGAACUCCCAUAUGAUGAUGGGGGGCGGCGGCGGCGGCGGAGGAGGAGGAGGAGGAGGAGGAGGGGGAAGCAGCCAUACCCAUAAAAUGUAUUACGUCCAGAAAAGCUACGGAGGGGACAUCAGCUCGGAAGGAUAUACUCAAAAUGGAACCUGUACGAUAUCCAGGCGUCAGAACACCAUUCAGGAACUUUUGCAAAAUUGUUCAGAAUGCCUCAUGCGUGCCGAACUCAUAGUGCAGCCUGAACUGAAGUAUGGGGAUGGUAUCCAGAUUAGCAGGAACCGAGAGCUGGAGGAUUGCUUUGGUCAGGCAAAUGAGUAUAUGGACAUCCUCGAUGGGAUGAUCAGAGAGAUGAGACAAAUGGGGCAGCCAUGUGAUCUGUACCAGAAAAGAUUACUUCAGCUUCAAGAGCAGAUGCGUGCUCUCUACAAAGCCAUCAGUGUACCCCGUGUCCGUAGGGCUAGCUCCAAAGGUUGUACAUCACAGAGCGCUUCGGGAUGGGAUGAAUUCACCAGACACUGUACCAGUGAAUGUCUGAACUGGAUGAGGCAGCAGAAGUGUGAAAUGGAGUUAGUAAAAUGGGGACUUGAUGCGGCAGCCAUUGAACAACAAAUUGCUGACCACCGGAGACGUCAUAAUUCCAUCGGUGACUAUCGCUGGCACUUGGACAAAGUCAAAACCGACCUGCGUGAGAAGGCAGCUGUUCAUCAGCUGGAGGAGGAAUAUGAACAUCUACUGAGAUUCUCCUUUGAAAGAAUGGAUCAGCUGCGCCAGCUGCAAAACAUCAUCCAAGCAACUAGCAGAGAAAUCAUGUGGAUUAAUGACUGUGAGGAAGAGGAGCUUCUCUAUGACUGGAGUGACAGGAACACUGACAUUGCGAGGAAGCAGGAGGCCUUCUCUAAACGCAUGAGCCAGCUGGAAGUUAAGGAAAAAGAACUCAACAAGCUUAAGCAAGAAUGUGACCAAUUGGUGCUCAGUCAGCACCCUGCUUCAGACAAAAUUGAGGCCUACAUGGACACACUGCAGACUCAGUGGAGCUGGAUUCUCCAGAUCACCAAGUGCAUUGAUGUUCAUCUCAAGGAGAAUGCUGCAUACUUUCAGUUUUUUGAGGAAGCCCAGUCUACUGAGAGCUACUUGAAGAAUCUACAGGAUACCAUCAGGAAAAAGUUCAUCUGUGAUAAAAACAUGUGCCUGCAAGUCCUCCUGGAGCAUAUCAAAGAAUUAGAGACUGAACGAGAGAAAAUUCUGGAAUACAAGAGGCAGGUGCAAAAUUUGGUGAAUAAGUCUAAGAAAAUAGUGCAGCUAAAGCCACGCAACCCUGAUUACAGGAGCAAUAAGCCCAUCAUCCUCCGGGCUCUGUGUGAUUACAAACAAGACCUGAAAACGAUACGCAAAGGAGAUGAGUGCAUUUUGAAAGACAACACUGAACGCAGCAAGUGGCAUGUGACCGGACCAGGAGGAGUGGAUAUGCUGGUGCCAUCUGUCAGUCUCAUUAUUCCUCCCCCUAAUCCAUUGGCUGUGGAUCUGGCAACCAAGAUUGAACAAUACUAUGAUGCUAUUAUGGCUCUGUGGAAUCAGCUCUACAUCAACAUGAAGAGCCUGGUGUCUUGGCAUUACUGCUUGAUUGACAUUGAAAAAAUCAAGGCUAUGACUAUUGCUAAGCUGAAGACAAUGCGUAGAGAAGAUUAUCAAAAGGUAAUUGCUGACCUGGAGAUCCAUUAUCAAGAAUUCCUCAGGCACAGCCAAGGCUCAGAGAUGUUUGGUCCUGAUGAUAAGAUGAAUAUCCAGACUCAGUUCUCGGAUGCCCAGAAACACUACCAGACUUUGGUCAUCCAGCUGCCUUGCGGACAACGUCAACAGCCCCCACCUGAACAAGUUGUGACGAAUGAGGUCAUUGGUCUGGGCCAAUGCAAAACUCCAGAUCGGAACCGGGAGCAGGAGAAGCUGGAGGCCUGGUUGCUCAUGGAACUCCAGAAGCUUCGGCGCCAAAUCGAAUGCUGUGAGCUCCGGAUGGUGAACAGAACCCCCCUCCAGCUGGAUCAAGGGGCCUCUCACAACCUGUCAAUCAGAAUCAGUGAAUUAGAGGGUGUACAAUGUGAAUCCCAGACACUGGCAGAGGCUCUCAAUGGGCAGAAAGAUUAUCUUCCCAAAUUUAGAGGCUCCGAAAAGUAUAACUAUUUGCACUCCGAAAUCAGUGCUUUGUUUCAGAAACUGGAAAAUAUUAAUGGUGUCUCUGCUGGUUAUUUGGACAGCUUGAAUGCACUGAGAUCACUGCUUCAGGCAAUUCUCCAAGCAGAUGAUGUGAUCCGAGUGUUCGAAGUCAGACUCACGGAAGAAGAUACUCUUUCCUUGGACCCAGAUAAAGUGGAAGCCUACCGAGCCUGCCUGAAGAAAAUGAGAGCAGACCUUACUAUGAAGAAGUCACUGCUCUGUACCUUGGAAGCAGAGCAGCAGAGGGCCCUCCAGAUUCAUUCACAAUCUUGCCAGACGUACCCUCUCUAUGAUUUAGAUCUUGGAAAGUACAAUGACAAAGUCAGCCAGCUAAAUGACCGUUGGCAACGGGUGGAGAAACAGAUAGAUGACAGGACUUGGGAUUUAGAAAAACAGGUGAAGCAGCUGAGAACCUAUCGAGACCUUUACCAGGCUCUGAAUAAAUGGAUCUGUGAUGCCAGGUGCCGGCAGGACACUAUUGAGACCAUGAAGUUGGGAGACGUUAACACAGUCAUGAGAUACUUGCAGGAGCAAAAGAACUUGCAUUGUGAAAUAACAGGCAAACGAGACAGAGUGGAAGAGGUAAUCAAGAAUGCAGAGGUGUGCUCAGCUGCAAUCAAGGAUUAUGAACUCCAGGCUGCGGCCUACAGUUCAGGACUAGAAACGUUACUGAACAUUCCUAUCAAGCGGAGCGUGGUCCAGUCUCCUUCAGGACUAAUUCUGCAAGAGGCUGCAGAGAUUCAAUCUCGAUACAUUGAGCUUCUUACAAGAUCAGGAGAUUAUUACAAAUUCUUGAGUGAAAUGCUAAAGAGCUUGGAAGAGUUAAAGAUGAAAAGCACCAAAAUAGAUGUAUUGGAAGAAGAGCUGAGACGGACCAGAGAUGCCAAUUCUGACAACAGCAACAAGCAUAAAUUCCUGGAGCAAAACCUGCAGAAGUACCAGCUGGAAAUUUCCCAGCUGAAAGCCAAAUUAAUGGGCUUGGAAGAAAUGAAGAGACAAACUGAGAUGGAUGGCUGUUCUGCCAAGCAAAACCUGGACAAAUGCUAUGCUCAAAUAAAAGAUCUGAAUGACAGGAUAACAAGACUGACUUAUGAAAUUGAAGAUGAGAAGAGGAAAAGGAAGCUGCUGGAAGACAGAUAUGACCAGCAGAAGACAGACUUGGACCAACUGCAGAAGACGAGACAGAAUGAGAAAGAGAGCCUUGGUUGGCAAAAGAUAGAAUCUGAAAAAGUCAUCAAGGAGAAGGAGUACGAAAUAGAAAGGUUAAGGAUUCUUCUCCAGGAUGAGGGGACGCGGAAGAGGGAGUGUGAAAAUGAGCUGGCUAAGGUAAGAAACCAGUAUAGUGAGGAGAUGAGUAAUAUAAAGAACAAGUAUGAAACCGAGAUUAACAUUAAGAAGACCACCAUCCACCAGAUAGCAGCCCAGAAAGAAGAUGAUGCCAAAGCCCUCCGAGUCCAGAUUGACAGGCUACAGAGGGAGAAUAGAGACCUGAAAGACGAAAUUGUCCGUCUCAACGAUGCUGUUUUGAAUACGACGGAUCAGCGGAGGAGGGCAGAAGAAAAUGCCCUGCAGCAGAAGGCUUGUGGCUCGGAGUUGGCGCAACAGAAGCAGCAGAUGGAGCUGGAGAUGAAGCAGAUUAUUCAACUGCGCAACGAGGACAAUGCAAGGUAUAAGCAGGCGCUUGAGGAUGCCGCUUUGACCAUCCAAGACAAAACCAAGGAGCUUGAGAGAUUAAAGAUUCAACUGAAGGAAGAGGCUAAAAGCCGAUGGGAACUUGAAAAUGAGUUGGCUAAGGUAAGGAACAGUUAUGAUGAGGAAAUUAUUAGUUUAAAGAACAAGUAUGAGACUGAGAUUAAAAUCACAAAGACCACAAUUAAUCAGGUGUCUGCGCAGAAAGAAGAGGAGACCAAUAGUUACCGAGCUCAGCUUGACAAUGUCAUAAGAGAAAAUAGGAGCUUGUGUGAGGAAAUUAGGAGACUGAAGAACACAAUAAGUCAGACAACAGAGAACCUUAGACAAGUGGAAGAAAGUGCUCACCAACAGAAAGCCCAUGGCUCAGAGAUCUCGCAAAAGAAACAGCAGCUUGAAAUUGAGCUAAAGCAGACUGUUCAGAAAUACUCAGAAGAGACCAUGCGUUAUAAGCAGUCUCUUGACGAUGCCGGAAGGACAAUUAAGGAGAAAAAUAAAGAGAUUGAAAAGAUGAGAAAGCUGUUAGAAGCAGAAACAAACCAGAGGAAAUCCAUGGAGGAGGAAAAUAUUCGAUUGCAAAGAGUCCAGUAUGACCUGGAGAAAGUCAACAUCAAUGCAACAGAGACUAUCAGCAGGUUGAAAGCUCAAGAGCAGGAGUUGGGGCGGCUCAAAAGUGAAUAUGAAAGACUUGCCCAAGACAAAAAAGGGAAAGAUCAAGAGAGUACAAGGCUCCAGAGCACAAUGAAAGAACUGCAGCAUCAGAAACACCAGCUGGAGGAGGAGCUUAAUAGGCAGUCUAGAAUUAUAGCGGAAGAAACAUCCAAAAAGAAGAAAGUAGAAGAAGAGUUAGAAUCCAUGAGGAGGUCGUUCAGAGAGCAAACUGUUAAAAUCACAAACCUCACUCAGCAGAUAGAGGAGGUCUCGAUCGUGAAGAAGCGGAGUGAAGAUGACUUGAGGCAUCAGAGAGAGGUGCUAGAUAGUCACGUGAGAGAUAAGCAGAGAUACAUGGAGGAGAUCAGGAAGUACACCUCUGAGGUUGAAACUUUGCGUCGCCAAAUGGUCCAAGAGCAGGACAAUCUGAAACAGGCUCAUCUGCGCAAUGAGCACUUGCAGAAGGCGGUUGAGGAUAAGAGCAAAAGCCUCAAUGAGUGCAAGAUAGAAAUCGAAAGACUUCAGUCUCUUACUGAGAACCUUACAAAAGAACACUUGAUGCUAGAGGAAGAGCUGCGCAAUUUAAGAUUGGAGUAUGAUGAUCUCAGAAGGGGCAGAAGUGAAGUGGAUGAGGAAAAAAAUGCCACCAUAAUUGAACUAAAGAGCCAACUACAAACAAGCAGCAAGCAUGCCCUGGAACUCCAGGGUCUGAUAAAUGGUUUGCAGAAAGAAAGGGACAAUUUGAGACAGGAAAUUGAAAAAAUCCAAAAGCAGGCUCUGGAGGGAUCCCAUAGGAUUCAAGAAUCCAAAAACCAGUGUAAUCGUAUCAUGCAAGAACGAGAAACGCUGCUGAUAAAAAUAAAUGCCCUGGAACAAGACAAAGCAAGAUUGCUGAGGUUAGAGGAAGAGCUGAAUCGGGCCAAAGCCUCGCUAGAGUCAGAAACUCGCUUGAAAGUACGGCUGGAGAAUGAGAAGCAGCAGAUCCUGAAUGACUUAAACCAGUGGAAGUGCCAGUGUUCACGGAAGGAAGAGACAGUCAGGAAGAUCGAAAGCGAAAAAGACAAGAGUGAUAGGGAGAAGAGUGCCUUGUUGGUAGAAAUUGAGAGGCUGCAGGCAGAGAUUAAGAGGAUUGAAGAACGGUAUCGGUGCCGGUUGGAAGAAACUAGCAGGAAGAGUCAUUCAGAGAUGGAGGCGGAGCGCCUGAGAUUGCAAAAGGAAAUUGAGAAGCUGAAGCAGCGUCCACACGGGGCCCACAGAACCACCCAGACAGAAGAGGACUUUGUAAUUGACCCUUGCAAAUUGCUUUUCACUGGCCUGCGGAAAAAAAUAACUGCUGUCCAACUGUACGAAUGCCAACUGAUAGACAAAUGCACCCUGGAUAAGCUGCUGAGAGGGCAAAAGUCCGUGGAAGAAGUGGCUGCUGAUAUCGAACCCUUCCUAAGAGGAGCUGGGGCUAUAGCCGGAGCCUCCCUUAACCCCAAGGAGAAGUAUUCUUUGGUGGAGGCAAAACGGAAGCAGCUUCUUACCCCAGAAAACACAGUUCUGCUGUUGGAAGCCCAGGCAGCUACUGGAGGUCUGAUUGAUCCCCACCGGAACGAGCUGAUGCUGACUGUGGACAGUGCUGUGGCUAGAGACCUGAUCGAUUUUGAUGACCGGGAGCAAAUCUACACAGCUGAAAAGGCCAUCACUGGGUUUAAAGAUCCCUUUUCAGGGAAAACAGUGCCUGUGGCAGAAGCCAUCAAGAAAAAUCUGGUUGAAAGGGAUAUUGGGAUACGUCUACUCGAAGCCCAAUUGGCUGUGGGAGGGAUAGUUGACCCUAUCAACAGUGUCUUCUUGCCAAAAGACGUUGCUUUAUCUCGUGGGGUGAUUGAUCGAGACUUGUUCAGAGCCCUCAAUAAUCCUUCAAAGCCCUUAAUUGAUCCUGUCACUAAGAAGGCCAUAAGUUACAUGAAGCUGAGGGAAAAAUGCAGAAUUGAACCACACACGGGUUUACUUAUCCUCCCUGUGCAGAAGAGAAGCAUGUCAUUCCAAGGGAUCAGGAAGCCCAUUCCUGUUUCCGAAUUGGUUGACGCUGGUAUCAUUCGGGAAUCUACAGCAAACGAUCUAGAAACUGGGGUAAUCACAGUUGAAGAAGUUACUGACCGAAUCAAAGAUUUCCUCCAGGGCUCCAGCUGCAUAGCUGGUAUUUAUAAUGAAGCCACCAAGGAGAAGCUGGGCAUUUACCAGGCCAUGAAAAUAGGCUUGGUGAGACCAGGGACAGCUCUUGAGCUUCUGGAAGCCCAGGCAGCCACUGGAUUUGUGGUGGAACCUGUUAGCAAUUCGAGGCUUACUGUGGAAGAAGCUUACAAAAGAGGCCUAGUUGGGAUAGAGUUUAAAGAGAAACUUCUGUCUGCCGAAAGAGCAGUCACUGGGUAUAAAGACCCAGAAACGGGAAACAUCAUCUCCUUGUUCCAAGCAAUGAAUAAGGAACUCAUUGAGAAAGGCCACGGGAUUCGUUUGCUGGAGGCCCAGAUAGCCACUGGUGGGAUCAUCGACCCCAAGGAAAGUCAUCGUUUGCCAGUCCGCACAGCAUACCAACGCGGUUACUUCAAUGAAGAGCUGAAUGACAUUCUCUCUGAUCCCAGUGAUGAUACCAAAGGGUUUUUUGACCCCAACACAGAAGAAAACCUGACUUACUUGCAGUUGAAAGAAAGAUGCAUGAUAGAUCCAGGAACUGGGCUCUGCCUCUUGCCCUUGAGAGAGAAGAAGAAGGUGGUGCAGACUUCACAGAAAAACACACUUCGGAAACGCAGGGUUGUCAUUGUCGAUCCAGACACAGGCAAGGAGAUGUCAGUCCAAGAGGCGUACAACAAAGGCCUCAUAGAUUAUGACACUUACCUGGAGCUUUCUGACCAGGAAUGUGAAUGGGAAGAGAUAACUAUUACAGGAUCAGAUGGGAGCACAAGAGUAGUGCUUGUUGAUCGAAAAACAGGCCACCAGUAUGACAUCCAAGAUGCCAUUGAUAAAGGUCAUGUUGACAAGAAAUUUUUGGACCAGUACCGUUCUGGAUCAUUAAGCCUCACGCAAUUCGCAGACAUGGUUGCUAGCAGAAAUGGUGGCGAUGAAGUUUUCAGGCAAGAAUCCAUCACUAGAUCUCCCACCGUAGUGAGUGUCAAGAGUUCCAGCCUGGUGUUAAAGAGCAGCUCUGGCUCCUUUUCUGAAUCACUGGAGGAAACCUCUCCCAUUGCAGCUAUCUUUGACACAGAGAAUUUGGAGAAGAUCACCAUUUCGGAAGCCGUGCAACGGGGCAUUGUCGACAGCAUCACUGCCCAGCGUUUGCUUGAAGCCCAGGCUUGCACAGGAGGCAUAAUAUGCCCUACCACAGGCCAGCGGCUUUCCCUUCAAGAUGCAGUUGCCCAAGGCGUAAUUGACCAUGAGAUGUCCACUCGGCUGAAGCCAGCUCAGAAAGCCUUCAUAGGGUUUGAAGGCAUCAAGGGUCGCACGAGAAUGUCAGCAGCAGAGGCGGUGAAGGAAAAAUGGCUGCCUUAUGAGGCUGGCCAGCGCUUCCUUGAGUUCCAGUUUAUCACAGGAGGUCUCAUUGACCCUGAAGUCCGGGGAAGAAUAAGUACAGAAGAAGCCAUUAGGAAAGGAUUGAUUGAUGGCCGGACCUCCCAAAGAUUACAAGACACCGGCAACUAUGCCAAAAUUUUGACCUGUCCCAAAACAAAGCUGAAGAUCUCCUACAAAGAUGCAAUGAAUCGCUCUAUGGUGGAAGACAAAACUGGGCUCAGGUUACUAGAGGCUUCCUCUGUAUCCUCCAAAGGAAUAUCCAGCCCAUAUAACGUCUCCUCGGCCCCAGGCUCCCGCUCAGGCUCUCGUUCAGGCUCGCGCAGUGGAUCGAGGAGAGGAAGCUUUGAUGCAAGCACAAAUUCUUCAUAUUCCUACUCCCAUACAUUCGUCAGCAGUAGCUCGCUUGGCCGCUAGAAAUCAACCAGCAAGCUUAUCUGAAUUUUCAUCUUCAAGAAUCUGCAUUCCUUUCUGUUUAAACAAAACAAAAAUAAAAAGAACUGGUUGGUGGCAAUAUUAGUAUUUGCUUGGGUGAAAUAGCUAAGCUGCAGAAUAAAAGCUAAACCCAAACAUAAGCUGGAAGGGGUGCUGUGUUUCUGCAUAUUUUUUAAAAAUAAUUGUCUAAUGUUUUGGGGUUGCAGACUUGUGCAAAAUGUAACAAAGCAUGUAUUUCCUCUUUUUUUAAAAAAAGAAUAGCUUGCAUUUUGCAUCUUUUCCUUGUGUUUUGUAUAUUCUUUCUUUUCUUCCAUUAGUCACACGCUGCUGCAUAUUAUUAGGUCAGGGUUCAUGUUGGUUUUGUAUCACUGUCAGAUUUUUUUUAAAAGAACACCUCUUGUUGUCAGUGUGGGUGUUGCAGUGCACAGUGAUGAGGAUCUAUUCAUCUCCAACAGAUGUUAUACUUGAUUGUGCUAGGCUAUUUUCUUAGUCACUUCACAGUUUAUUGGGGUAGAGUUGUUAGAAUGCACUUCUCUUUUGCGGCAGCCCAUAAUUUCUAUUCAUUUUUGCUUGCUUGUUUUCUGUGUAAUGCCAUAGAGACCUGACUGCAUAACAUUUACUAUUCUGGCAAUAAAAGUUUAACCACCUUUGA